AUGGAGGCUUCACCUCUCACGCAACAAAUUCGGCCCCAGACGUUCAAGCCGAAGAUCGUCGAGCUUUACGAGACUCUCUUCAAGACGACGGACCAUGAUGAAGUGGAAUUCUCCGAGGGUUUUUGGAGGGAGUUCUUCCUUCUCCCCCCCGAUCGCGCUCAGCUGCACUCCCUGCUGGACGGGCUGAGUGCGGAUCAGAUGCUCAGUUUACAGACGCAAACAAAUGCUUUGUUCGCCCGUGCUAUGCAUGAGGCCUCGGCCCGGAAUGGCCCUGCAGACUCAUAUGCAUUAGAUACGCUUGCCGUCUUCUUGACUAGCGUUCUGAGCAAGAAGUACACAAAUCCUAGCUCGGAUGUGAUUGCGGUCCUUGCUGGUCUCGACGAGGUAGACCGUGUCAUAUCCGAGUUUGUGGCCAUUCUCGAUGGGAUCGUGCGUGGAGGCGAAAGUCUCGAUCUCCGCCAAAAAGCAAUUCGAGUAGCCGUUGCCAUGACCGGCGGGGCCUACAAGACAAGCUUGGUCUCCUACUUCACUCACCGGGACCUCUUCCCGUCAUUGAUGAAGUAUGUCAACGACUCCGAAAAUUGCACAGAGAUCUUUGAUCCGUUCUUAUUAUUAGGUUUGCUGGCGAACUACAACAAAUUUGAAUUCCAAAACCCCUACCAGCUGCGACUGGAUGAUUUUGUCAAUGAAAGCAGCAUUCAAAAGAUCGUCAAGGGCGUGGGAACGGCUUGCGGUGACCUCCGGAAUGGAUAUGUUGCCAUUCAGGAUGACAUCCCCGAAGGAUGGACCUUGAGCAAUACACUGGGUUUAUUGGGGCUUCGGGCAUUCACUCCCGGAGCAAAAAGCAAAGCUAACCCGCCGACGGCCGAAGAGGCAAAGGCACUUUUUGUGGAGCUCCCAUCCCGAGAGGCCGCCAUCCUCUUAGCGACAUACGACUUUACGAACUCGAACAAGCUGUUCGGUUACCACUUGGUUCAUAUGAUAGCCGAGAAGCAUGAAGAGUCUCCCUUUUCCAGCUUUCUCUCCCUUUCAUCCUAUCUCUUACACCACGCAUAUCGCUCGCCACGCGUAGCACACUACGCUGAACUCAGUCUUUUCACCCUCCGCAUCAUUGUCGAAGACCCCACGCUUUGCAAGCGUCUUUGCAGCGAUGAAGGUAAACGUCGGGUCAGACUCUGCCGCCAGCGCCAGCCUUAUCUCCCGGUUGUCAGUGGAGACCGUGUUCUCGCCACUGUUAUUCUCGACGUGAUGAUCGAUACCAUUACUCACAACCUCCGACGGCGAUUAGACGUCAAUAUUUAUAGUCACACGAUCGCAAUCACUCUCCGCCUCCUCACCUAUCUCUCCAUGAAUAAAAUCCGACUGGCCUACCACUGGUCCGAGCUCUGGCGCACUCUCCUAUCACUCAUGCGCUUCCUGACAACCUACGCCACCGAUCUUUCGUCCACCUCCAACAUCCAAACCCUAACCUCCUCUCUCGUCGAUCUUCUGGCCUUUUGUGUUUCCGCAGGAGACACUUUUCUACCGGAUCCAUCAUCAUAUGACGAUCUCUUCUACAAGCUCGUUGAAACAGGGCCGGUGAUCUCCAAAUUCAGAAAUGCCUACGGCUUCGCAAAUGCCCGGACAGGAGGGUCUUCAGACCUUCCCACCUCCACCUUAUCAGCAAAGGACGUUCACGCCGCAGCCAUCAAUACGCUCCUCUCCGUAUCGACACAUUUCCACACUCUGCUCUUCCAGCCCGACGGGCAGGACGUCGCAGCUUCGGUGGCAGCGGCCGUGGUAGCUGGGCCCAAUACAGAAGGGGAACCUGCACCCGUGCCCUUGCCGUCGAUCAAAAAGAAGAAUCUGAGCCCACGAGAGGUGCAUCGGAUUAUUAAGCAGGGAUAUGACACGUUGAGUAUUCAGCCGCCGGAAGGGUUGACGGCCUGGUCGCGGUGGAGAGAAACAGAGUGGAAGAGUGAAUUGAAGAGGGCGGCGCGGUAUGCGGUAGAUGAUGCGCGGCAGUUGGUUCUUGCGGGCGGAAGUUCCAAAUAG
Penicillium oxalicum is the source of this 2034-nucleotide messenger RNA. RefSeq names its product ARMH3 family protein. Lineage: Eukaryota; Fungi; Ascomycota; Eurotiomycetes; Eurotiales; Aspergillaceae. The transcript has 8 exons. The coding region runs from base 1 to 2034 and encodes 677 amino acids. The record is from RefSeq and is a predicted model, not a curated record. Gene Ontology annotation, cellular component: cytosol. Gene Ontology annotation, biological process: regulation of Golgi organization.